Scatophagus argus is the source of this 2647-nucleotide messenger RNA. It is a transcript of the gene gipc2, whose product is annotated as GIPC PDZ domain containing family, member 2. NCBI's taxonomy places the organism in Eukaryota, Metazoa, Chordata, Actinopteri, Scatophagidae. Gene Ontology annotation, molecular function: protein binding. The coding region runs from base 355 to 1344 and encodes 329 amino acids. The record is from RefSeq and is a predicted model, not a curated record. The transcript is spliced from 6 exons.
CACGGCACGCUGAGAGACAAACAGAGCAGCUAUUGUUAGCCGAGGAGCAGCCAGCAGGUUGUGUCAGAGUUUAUCCCGUACUCACCACCUACCUGCUGAAUAUUCACACCACUAACCCAGAGGCGAGGGCCGACUCGCUGUCGAAGAACAAAGUCAUAUCUGAGUUGUGAACAGGUGAGGAAAGGAAAAAAGUGCUCGCGGAAGGAAGAGAGAAACUGAGGAAAGAGGGAAGUAAAUAAGGACGACUGUUGGGCUCGGAACUCAACAGGUUGGCUACUUCAAUGUUAUAGCAGCGGCUCGGACUUUCUAUAUUUCACGUCGAAAAACAAACGAAGACAGCAACAACAACAGAAAAUGCCAUUGGGACCAUGGAGGAAGAAAAACAAAUCGACCAAGGAGCAUUUAGUGGACAACGAGGAGGUCAGCGGCGGACACGCAGGUGCCGCGAGCUUGAGUAAAUCCGCCGUGAACGGAGCGGGGCUACCGCCUCCACCUGCCAACCAGCGGCCCAAACUGGUCUUCCACACGCAGCUGGCGCACGGAAGCCCCACCGGCAGGAUCGAGGGAUUUACCAACGUCAAGGAGUUGUACGCGAAAAUAGCGGAGGCGUUCAAUAUAAGCCCACCUGAGAUCUUGUUCUGCACCCUCAACACCCACAAGAUUGACAUGGACAAGCUGCUGGGGGGCCAGAUCGGCCUGGAGGAUUUUAUCUUCGCCCACAUUAAAGGGAUCAAGAAGGAGGUGGAGGUUUUCAAAUCUGAAGACGCUCUGGGCCUCACUAUAACUGACAACGGAGCAGGAUACGCUUUUAUAAAGCGGAUCAAAGAGGGCAGCGUCGUGGACAAGGUGAAGGUGAUCUGUGUGGGCGACCACGUGGAGUGCAUCAACGGACGUAACAUCGUCGGGACGCGGCAUUACGAGGUCGCCCGCAUGCUCAAAGAGCUGCCCAAAGACAAGUCCUUCACCCUCAAACUGGUCGAGCCGAUGAAGGCCUUCGAAAUGCUUGAGCCCAGGUCAAAAGGUGCCAAACCUGCCAGUGACAACAGGAUGGGCACAGGAAGGGGGACUCUGAGACUUCGCUCCAAGGGCCCGGCUACCGUAGAGGAGGAGCCGACAGAAUAUGAGGAGAAGGCGGUAAAGAAAGUGGACGACCUCCUGGAGAGCUACAUGGGCAUCAGAGACACUGAACUUGCUGCUACGAUGGUUGAGGUCGGCCGCGACAAGAAGAACCCGGACGAGUUCGCCAUGGCGCUGGACGAGACCCUCGGAGACUUCGCCUUUCCCGACGAGUUUGUCUUUGACGUCUGGGGGGCCAUUGGAGACGCCAAGCAGGGAAGAUUUUAAAUCUCCUGCCUCAACCCAACACACACACACACACACACACACACACACACACACACACACACACACACACUUCCUCCUUCCCCCGCAGAUCAGCUCUUAAUAUCCUCAGAAACAAACUGGACAAACUUCCAUCCUGCACAGACAGGCAGGUGGGGAGGCGGGUGGAUGAAGUGUUCUUAGGUGUAGCUUUGCACUCGGACAGGAGUGUCUGAAAGUGUCGACUUCAGUCAGUUUACGGAUGGAAUUCAACAUGUCAGCGUUUCGGCGUAAUCUUGUAAAGAUAUCCAUGAGAUGUGGAGUGCAGUUUCCCACACUGGACCCGCCUCCUGCACGCCGAAGAGUUGGUGAUUCAUUCCAGAUGUUGUAUAAAGCUUCCGUACGCCCACUUUGAGACACGAUCGCGCCAUGAGGCUGCUCGUCUGUCAGAGCAGCAAACCCGGUCGACAGCGGCCCGCCACACCAGUUCUGAGACGCUGUGUGCACACCUUACAUUUUAAAACAAUCCCUGAGUUUUAAUCACGCUACUUAGCUGUGUCAUUUUGAACACGCAGAUGCAGCACAGAUUUUUAUAGCCCUUUUUGUUUUAUAUAGAAGUUUGUGAAGGUGUUGCUGAUUUUACAGCAGCAGCAGGAGCAGCAUUGUGUAAUUAAAGUGAUUGUAGAAAUAUUUCUCUCUCAAGCUACCUUUUUAAUCUCCCGUCUUUUAAGAGCUUUUAAAUGACCUCACAGCGGGGAGGCGCUGGAGCUUUUCGGCCACGUUCACGUCACUAAUGUUCCUUUACUUUGUGAUUUUCUCGCAGCUUUUCUUCGUCCCAGCUCGGGCCUUUCAUCCAUCCGUGAGAGACGGAGCGUCACAGAGGGUUUUGUCUUUAAAUGCAAAGUUGGGCACACAUUCCUUAUGUUCCUCACGUUGUUUUAGUCUCUGCACUGUAAACGUGUCAUGAAUGCUUAUUUAGAAACGCAUGCCUUCUUUUUUUUUUUUUUCUCAUCCUGUAAUUUAUUUUUUAUCAUGAAAAAUCAUAUGCUGUAUGACAUUUUUACUCUGAGACUCAGUAUGAAAGACAGCUCUCUCCUAAAUGAGCCAUUUUGUAGGCUGCGUCUGGAAUGGGAUCAAUUGCAAUUCAAUGUCUUAAGUAAAUGUACUCGCGUUAGUGUAACUGCACUAUUUAAAUCACUGUCAAACUGAAUUUAAAUAGUGAUUAGUGUCAUCUACUGAUGUUGACUGUUGGCAGCAGUUGCAUGUUGUUUGGCAAACCAUAAGGGAUCACUGUCGUUGGAUAGACAAUAAAAGUUGAUGUACUGUU